Phragmites australis (common reed) is the source of this 1239-nucleotide messenger RNA. Its product is annotated as putative HVA22-like protein g. The record is from RefSeq and is a predicted model, not a curated record. NCBI's taxonomy places the organism in Eukaryota, Viridiplantae, Streptophyta, Magnoliopsida, Poales, Poaceae. The transcript is spliced from 6 exons. Bases 352 to 924 code for a protein of 190 amino acids.
CUUUUCCUUUUAGUAUAUUCACAAAUUCUUCCUUGAUCCAAUCCAUCAUGUGCCCUAAAUCCUGAAUCCCAAUUCGAUGGUCCACUCGUCAUUGACGACCACAUGAAACUGGAGGAGCAAAACCGUAGUUCUCCCUCCCAGAGGAGAGAUCCUGCCGGAGCAGCUGAGAUAGCCACCUGCCCUUCUCCUGUCUCAUCGUCUGUAACUUGACAAGUAAGCAAGUCGCAGCUCGUAAGCCACCAAACAAAUCACUUGGACUAGGAGGUUAGGUUAUCAUCUUGUGUGUCCAAGACGUCAAGAACGCAGCUAGACCUUGCUCUCCUCGUCCCGGGAAUUCGAAGCUGGUUCAGGAUGUCGACCGAACUCCUGACGAAAUUCCUCACAGUGCUGUUCGGGUAUGCUAUGCCGGCGCUGGAAUGCUUCAAGGCGAUCGAGAAGCGACCCGGCCGGGCCGAUCAGCUCCGGUUCUGGUGUGAAUAUUGGAUCAUUCUAGUCAUUCUGGUCAUAUUCGAUGAGAUCGCCGGCCCUCUGAUUUCCAAGAUUCCAAUGUACUAUGAGCUCAAGCUUGCCUUCCUCGUGUACCUGUGGUACCCCAAGACAAGGGGAACGGACAUCGUGUACGAGACCUUCCUCCGGCCGCUGGUGAUGCAGUACGAGCCCAACAUCGAGGCGAGGCUGCAGUACCUGCGCGCCAACGCCGGCGACAUCCUCGUCUUCUACCUCAAGAACUUCACCGAGAGGGGAUACGACCUCUUCCUCCGGGCGCUCGACUACGUCAGGUCGCAGGCGUCCAGAGGCUCAAGAACAAGGAAUUUCUUCUCGUUCCGAGGGGACAGAGCGGAGAGGCCGAGCUUCGGCGAUGACUACGUCGGCGGCGACCGAAGGGACACGGCGAGGCACCGGCGACCCCGCAGUGGCUACUAGCAGACCAGGAGCCAGUGGAUGUAUAGGAUGCGCACAGAAAGAAUCCGAAACGAUUACUCGGAUAGGCUUAGGUAGGAUCAAGCAGAUUGAUGUGAACAGAAGCAGAUUAUGGCAAAAUCUCGUACAGGUGAUAUGCGCCAUGGCAUGAUGAAUGGGCGUCGUCCCCGUUCUGAAUUCCGGAGGCAUAGAUUGUGCAAGUAGAAAGUGUAGAAGGCUCAAGCGAGGCGCAGUUUAGGGUGGAACGACAGUUGUAGUCUUUGUAAUUUCUAAUAUUACAAAUAUACAGUUCUCCCGGUAUAACAUAUAGUUUGUGGC